Molecule: messenger RNA, 1912 nt
Organism: Annulohypoxylon maeteangense
Lineage: Eukaryota; Fungi; Ascomycota; Sordariomycetes; Xylariales; Hypoxylaceae
Product: SKIP/SNW domain-containing protein
Exons: 3
Coding region: 59-1789 (576 amino acids)
Biological process (GO): mRNA splicing, via spliceosome
Cellular component (GO): spliceosomal complex
Source: RefSeq, a predicted model, not a curated record
AUUUCGUCUAAUAAUUUUUUAAACAGCGCGUCUCCGCAAAGCAACAUCGGUCAUCAUCAUGGCGACAUCGCUUGCAGCUGCUUUACCGAAGCCGAAAUAUUCGGGAGAAGAUGAAGAUAUCCCAGCGCACGCCCAGCAACGCGGUCCUCGAAUUGUAGGAGCUGGUCAAAUAGAUGAAUCACAAAUUGUUCUACGAAGAACAGGUCCACCUCCAUAUGGCCAACGAACAGGAUGGCGACCUCGAGGCCAAGAGGACUUUGGCGAUGGCGGUGCUUUCCCAGAAAUUCCCGUCGCGCAAUAUCCAUUAUCCAUGGGUAAAGAACCGGGUACAAGCAAUGCUCUAGCGAUCCAAGUCGAUGCCGCGGGUAAAGUCAAGUACGAUGCUAUCGCGAGACAAGGACAUGGCGAGGGCAGGGUAGUUCAUUCGUCAUUUAAAGAUCUGAUUCCCCUCCGACAGCGUGCCGAUGCGGGCGAAAUCAAUCUGGAGAGGCCUAGCGAGCAAGAGGUGGCAGAGACGAAAGAUCGAACAGCGAAAGCUCUGGCUUCGCUCGUGAGCGGAGCCGUGGCAGCCCAGAAGCCGAAGAAUGUUAACGUUGGUAAUCGAAAAGACCCAACAUUUGUACGUUACACACCGGCGAACCAGAUGGGAGACAACUCGAAAAAACAGGAUCGCAUCAUGAAGAUUGUGGAGAGGCAAAAGGAUCCCAUGGAACCGCCGAAGUUCAAGCACAAGAAGAUCCCACGAGGACCUCCUAGCCCGCCGCCUCCUGUGAUGCACUCACCACCACGCAAGUUGACCGCCGAAGACCAAGAGAUGUGGAAGAUCCCGCCCCCAGUAUCAAAUUGGAAGAACCCGAAGGGUUUCACAGUUCCUCUAGACAAGCGACUAGCAGCAGACGGAAGAGGGUUACAAGAUAUUACGAUCAACGACAAGUUUGCACAGUUCUCAGAAGCCCUCUUUAUGGCGGAUCGACAUGCUCGUGAGGAAGUUAGGCAACGAGCUCUUAUGCAGCAGAGGCUUGCAGAAAAAGAGAAGUCACAAAAAGAAGAAAAUCUCCGCAUGCUUGCGCAAAAGGCCCGGGAAGAGCGUGGUGGUGCUUCAAAGCGUCGCGAUUCGAGAUCAUCGCGUGACUCUCGUUCGCGUUCGCGUAGCUACAGCUAUUCGGAGUCUGGUUCGGAUAGUGAUGGUUCGGAAGUUCGCGAAAGGGAACGAGCGCGCCAAGAGAGGCGUCGAGAGGAAGAGCGCAAACUUCGCCAAUCACGUAUGGGUGCAGAAAGACGAAUCCAGGUCAUGGCACGGGAGCAGAACCGUGAUAUCUCAGAGAAGGUCGCCCUUGGCUUGGCAAAACCUACGACACAGGCCGAGUCCAUGUAUGACUCACGUCUAUUUAACCAGACAAGCGGUUUCGACAGUGGUUUUAACGAAGAUAACCCUUAUGACAAACCCCUAUUCGCAGCCCAAGAUGCUAUCAGCAGUAUAUAUCGCCCCAGCCAGAAUAUGGAUGAGUACGAGGACGAAGGAGCUGGAGAUCGGGAGAUGGCCAAGAUCCAAAAGACUAGUCGGUUUGGCGAGGUCUUGGGUAAGGGCACUUUCAAGGGAGCAGGCGAUGCUGAGGCGCGGGAAGGACCGGUUCAGUUCGAGAAGGACACCGGCACUAAUGAUCCAUUUCAGAUGGAUAAGUUUAUGGCCGAAGUGGAUCAAAGCUCUUCGUCAAAGAGAGGUUAUGGGUUACAGGAAGGAGAGUCAAGGCAACCGAAACGUGCUCGAGUGGAUGAGGACGACGAUUGAAUGACACAACCGUCUAGGUCCUUCUCGUUAUGUUGACUUAUGGGAAUCUGUAUAUACAAACACCGGAAGGGUUUUUAAUUACCCUUCGAUGAAAUAAGGAAUUAAUGAAGUCCUCGGGAUGCU